AUGGGCAUGGGAAUGAACAACCCUCUCCAGCUCAAGUCGCUGAAUCACAUCUCCCUCAUCUGUCGAUCCGUCGAGAAAUCCCUCCAUUUCUACCAGUACGUUCUUGGCUUCUUCCCCAUUCGUCGCCCUGGCUCAUUCGACGACGCCUGGCUGUUUGGUUACGGAAUCGGAAUCCAUUUGCUUCAGUCCGAAGACCCAGAAAGCAUGCCCAAGAUCAGCGAAAUAAAUCCUAAAGACAACCACAUCUCCUUCCAAUGCGAGAGCAUGGCGAUGGUGGAGAAGAAACUGAAGGGAGGAGAGGAGGGUGCUGUGGAUGGCGACUCACUUUAUUAA
Molecule: messenger RNA, 333 nt
Organism: Linum trigynum
Lineage: Eukaryota; Viridiplantae; Streptophyta; Magnoliopsida; Malpighiales; Linaceae
Source: the annotation of a GenBank genome assembly